CGGUAAAACAAAUUCUUUACGCGACUUCAAGACUCGAAGGCGAGAAAACCUAGGACUCUUGUCUCUCUCUCUCUCUCUCUCUCUCCAUUCAACUCUGUGUCUCACUAGCUCUUUCUCUCUAGUCUCCAUUGUUUCGCUUGAAUUGCGCAUACGAUCAUCACUGAUCAUUAAAGAGAAGCCGCAUGAAUUUGUUUGGGAGGCUAAUUUGUUCAUCUUCGAUUUCAAGCCACUUCACGACUUGUCUUCUCAUCUUCAUCCUUCAUUUUUCUCCCCAGCGUAGUAAUAACAAUAAUAACAAUCGUAAUUCUAAUAAUCUCGAGCUUAAUCGUUUUAUCAAAAAUUGAAAGAAAAAAAAUCAUGGAGUCGCGAAAAAACUCUGAUCCUCAAAUGCAUAGAGUUGGUGAGAGGAUGAAGACAAGGUCACCGUCCGUGAUAGUUGUCGGAAGUGGUUUUGCUGGAAUCUCAGCUGCUCGCACUCUUCAAGAUGCUUCCUUUCAGGUUACGGUACUGGAGUCACGUGACAGGAUUGGUGGACGUGCUCACACUGAUUACUCAUUCGGUUUUCCUGUCGAUCUUGGUGCAUCAUGGCUGCACGGAGUGUGCGAAGAGAAUCCUCUGGCACCAGUAAUUGGGAGACUAGGUCUGCCCUUGUAUCGUACAAGUGGUGACAAUUCCGUCUUGUAUGAUCAUGAUCUUGAGAGUUAUGCUCUGUUUGAUACUGAAGGCAAUCAAGUUCCUAAAGAGUUAGUAAGAGAGGUUGGCGUAACAUUUGAGAAGAUUUUGGAAGAGGUCAAGAAAGUGAGGGAUGAGCAGGAUGCAGACAUGUCAAUAUCUCAGGCUUUCUCAAUUGUGAUUUCAAGGAAACCCGAGUUGAGGUUAGAGGGGCUUGCACACAAUGUAAUUCAAUGGUACUUGUGCCGCAUGGAAGGAUGGUUUGCUGCCGAUGCUGAUACCAUCUCUGUACAGUGUUGGGACCAGGAGGAAAUGCUUCCUGGUGGACACGGUCUUAUGGUUAGAGGGUAUCGUCCUGUCAUCAAUACCUUGGCCAAAGGGCUUGAUAUUCGACUAAACCAUAGGGUUACUAAGAUCCUAAGACAGUAUAAUGGAGUGAAAGUAACGACAGAAGAUGGUGAAACAUUUGUUGCGGAUGCUGCAGUUUCGCCUUCAUAUUUCGUGUUCUGAGUUUCGCCUUCAUGCAACUGAAGAGAAU
Raphanus sativus (radish) is the source of this 1210-nucleotide messenger RNA. Its product is annotated as polyamine oxidase 2. The record is from RefSeq and is a predicted model, not a curated record. Gene Ontology annotation, biological process: polyamine catabolic process. Bases 358 to 1182 code for a protein of 274 amino acids. Gene Ontology annotation, molecular function: polyamine oxidase activity. The transcript is spliced from 8 exons. Lineage: Eukaryota; Viridiplantae; Streptophyta; Magnoliopsida; Brassicales; Brassicaceae. Gene Ontology annotation, cellular component: peroxisome.